UACAAUGCCGGUUGGUGACUUGCAGCAACUAGCUUUGGUACCCUAUCGUACCGGUUAUUUUCCCGGUAUGGCAACACUCUGCAUUUGUUCGGCUUUUCCAAUUGGAUUUAGGAGUCUGGAUUUUGAUUUGAGCAGAAAAACGGAACCGGAAAUCCUGGCGAGAAUUUGGCAAUGAGCAGCGACACCGCCGGCUGCAAGCGCGUGCACAGCAUCGAGGUUGAGCAGCCGCUGGAGUCGGAGCGCCUGGAGCACGGCCUGCUGUUGGUCAAGGGACGCCUGGUGCCCAAGUGUUCCACGGCGCGUCAACUGAAGGCGAUCCUCGAUCUGCCCCAGCAUCUGUCCCAGGAGCAGCUCACCCAGCUCUCGGCCGGCGGCGAGUUUAAGCUCCUUUUCGACUUGGAAGAAGCGGAUCGCGAGGAGGAAAGCGCCUGCCUCCUGGAGCUGCGAUCCUGCACGGCCACCCGUACGAUUAGCUUCAGUUACAGGCCCCGCCGCAGCUCCUACCGGGUGCAGCCGCUCUACCUGCUCUGCCAGGACGAGGAAAAGCCGCUGGAGCAGCAGCACAGGGUGCACUCCCUCAUAGAUCUCAACCUGCGCCUGGUGCAGUCCAUCUACGCCCACAAACUGCACGCGGCCGGCUUUCCCAAUCGCACCUUCACACUCAACGGCAAUUGCUGCUCCUUCCGCAGCCAAUUGACCCGAAAACAGGCGCUAGAGAAGAGCGAGGACGAGCUGUGGCAGCAUUUCGCCGGCGAAAUCAUCGCCUGCCCGCAGUGGGGACACCAGUUGCUCCUCAAGUUCGUCGCCUUUGUGGGUUGCACGCGCUACGACGGCGACGCGGUGGUGGCCAGCGGUGACUCCUCGUACGCCAGUAUCCGGCGGCAUCUCAAGGGACACGCUGCGCUCGGUGGCGGCGGAUUGGCGCUCUUUGGUAGUGCCCACUUCUACGCCUGGCCCACGAGCUUCGCGGAGAUCGGCGACUGUGUGCGCAGCGCGCAGCGGGUGGACAUCGCCCGUCUGCCGGACGAGAGCAACUACCGGAGGACGUAUGGUGGCGUGUAUGCCAGCACCUUGGGCGCCGUGUGCCACGAACUGGGCCACUGCUUCGAUCUGGGCCACACCAGCGAUGGUGUGAUGGGCCAGGGCUUCGACUAUCUGAAUCGUGUGUUGACCGUGGACCAGCCCACGGAGCAUUUGCCGCAGCGAAUUGUGGACGCCAGAAGGGGCGCCGGUGGCAAUACUAACUCAUCCGAGGUCGGAUCAUCCUCCUCCGCCGCAUCCGCAGGCAACCGUGCCCGCAUCACCAAACUGAAAUUGCAGCCCAGCAGCCAACUGCUGGACAACUAUCACAACCAAAGACGCCACGAUAGCUUCUAUUUUGCGCGCAAUUGUGCCGUGAUCCUGGCCCAUCAUCGCUGGCUGAACUUGGAACUGGAGCCGACGGCUGCCGCCGACUUUGAAGCGGCCAAUAUCCAGCUGAACCGCGACACCCGGGAGAUUCGGUCCAGCAGGCCCAUCCGGCUGGUCGAGCUGCGCUGCAACAAGAACAGCCUGGUGGCCCACUACGAGGAGUUUGAGGAGGCAUCCGUGCACCACUUCCAGCUGCCCGCCUCUCUGUGGCAUCUGCUCGCGGAGCAGUGCACCCACUACGUGUUCGUGCUGACCACCAGUGGCGAUACCAAGCGGCUGUCCUGCGACUCCUAG
Messenger RNA from Drosophila teissieri, 1704 nucleotides. RefSeq lists its product as uncharacterized. The transcript has a single exon. Bases 172 to 1704 code for a protein of 510 amino acids. NCBI's taxonomy places the organism in Eukaryota, Metazoa, Arthropoda, Insecta, Diptera, Drosophilidae. The record is from RefSeq and is a predicted model, not a curated record.